Messenger RNA from Porites evermanni, 41261 nucleotides. The record is from the annotation of a GenBank genome assembly. Lineage: Eukaryota; Metazoa; Cnidaria; Anthozoa; Scleractinia; Poritidae.
AUGGCCGUGCCACCUUCUCUACACCAUUGUGCCAGAGGUUUGGACAUUAGGGUGAUUGAGCAUUUCAUCCGCAUUCGAGAGGAUCACUCAUCUGUGGAGAAAAUGGUAGUGUUUUUGUCUUUUCUACUGUUUAAGGGGACAGAAGCUGUAACAGCUGGUAUCCUGACCAGCGGGUUUUCCCCUUGUUUUAUUAGGAGUAUGCGCACGGGGCCUAGUCACUGGCCACCGUGAAAUAACCUCAAGAAGUUUUCUUCAAGUUUCUCAAGUGUUUUUGUAAGCCGUUUGUUUAAGUUUUUCUCUUGUUAUGGAUUUCUUUUGUCGUAGCUAAUGGAUAUGUGUGAUGAUCGUUUCGUAAGAUACUUCUGGGUCAUACAGCCUCGUGUAUGAUUAAACGUUUAGUUCUUAUUUCUAACGACAAGGAUAACAUGUGCCGCCAUUCGCCGUUACAGAAGCUAUACAGUGGAACCUCGAUAUAACGAACCUCUAUAUAACGAAGUCCUCGGAAUAACGAACGUCUUUCAUUACCCCAGAAACAGUAAAAUACAUGGAAAGGAAGGUCGAUAUAGUGAACAAUGAUUUUGCCAGUCACUUGCCCCUUUGUUAUAUCGAGGUUCCACUGUACUAGUGAUUAGACAGAACAAAGGGCCAAAACUCUUUUCUGUGGCUCGAAAAAAAAAAUCCACAUUUCGUCACCUUAUGAGCAAUAGACCAAUUUCCAUAUAUUGAAAUUCAUACCUUGCUCCGAAGCGUAGGGAAAUAAAACAGAAGAAUCAAUCUUGAGGUUCAGCUUCAGCAUUGAAUAAUACAUUUCUUUUGUUUUAUUCUCCUAAGCCUCAUAGCUAAGUGUGAAUUUUAAUGUAGCGAAAUUGGUCUAUUCUAUUCAAAUUUCUACCCCUUUCCUCCUCAUUGACUAUAUAGUUACAGCUACCUACCUUCAUUACCCCCCUGAUAAGUCGGGUUAGUCAUGGGUAUAGUAAUAUUGUAGGGCUACGUGCGACCACCUCUGGUAUCAGCCAUUAGGGAGCUUAAAAGUGCUCUGUCACGCUAUUUGCUGGCCUUUUUAAACAAGCUAAAACUUUCCAUCAAUUGAAUUCCAAAACUUAUCGCCCAGUUUUGUUAUUGAAGACUAUAUUCAUGUUCUGAAACUGGUUCCAGUCUACUCUGGGUACCAGAGGUUUUUCUCGCGUGCGGCGGGAAUUUUCGGUGUCGGCUGAAGGCCGACACAUCUUCGGCCCUAGGCCGAAGCCGCGAGAAAAGACUUCACAGAAACCGGAAACCGCGCUAGAAAAGUCUCUGGCACCCAGGGUAGUUCCAGUCAUCUGUUUCAAAUGGAUGGCAAGGAUGGGCAUGGAUUGAAACUUGAAAAGGUUGGGCCAUAUUUUAAUGAUAUGCGUGCAAAAAUAACCAAAAAAGUUAUAGUUAGUGCUCCCUGAUGAAACUUGUUUGAUAUCUUUUUUGUAAAUCCACAUAAGUAUUUUAUGUAUGGGUAAAGACAUAAAGUGAUGACUUAAUUGACGUAAUACAACAAUAAUCCUUGUGACAAAGCUGCUUUAAGCAAAGGUGUUUUCGAGCGAAAGCCGGCAACCGCAAGUGGAUUUUUUGCAGUUUUGGAGCUGUGGUUUUGCUCAAAGUUUCGGGUAAAUCGGGGUAUAUCUUGGUGUUGCGGAAACCAUUGUUGUUUCGCUUUUGUGUUGUAGCACUGCAGCGCUAACGCAGAGGCCAUGGGUUCGAAUCCCGUUAAAGUCCCGGAAAAAUUUUUUGGGGUUUUAUUUGCAAUUGCUGAAAUUGCAAUAACCACUGCGUCGAUCAUAUCUUCAUUUAAGAGUGGUGUGGGUAUCGGUUCAGUGCAGGGGCGCUUCCAGGAUUUUUCUUAGGAGGAGUUGCACCAUUACAGAAUGGCUUAACUGACUGGUGACGUAAACGAAUUUUAAUGCAAAAUACCAGUUGUAUUAGAAAGCUACAGGUCAUCUCGGGGGGGGGGGGGGGGGGGCGCCCCCCCUCCACCCCCUCCCUCGAUCCCCCCCCCCCGGUUCUUUUUACUCUUUUGUAUUUCGUCAAUUGGUUUUUACACCCCCCCCCCGCACUGGGGGGUGGGGGUUGGGGGGGGGGGGGGGGUUGUUGUUUGGUUUUGUGGGGGGAGCGUAAGAGAAAAGUACAUAUGUGAACAGGGGGUGGUAUAAAAAAAAAAUUGAAAAAAAUAAUAGGGGGGUGAGAAGGGGGGCGGGGGGGGGGGGGGGGGGGGGGGGGGGGGGGGGGUGCGCACCCCCUGCACCCUCUCCCUAGAUCCGCCCCCUCAGUGUCUUUUCAAUCUUUUGUAUUACGUCAAUUGGUGAUUACACACGCCCUCAGCACCACGAAACUACCGAAAUCUCUUCUCUAAGAGUAAAGACACGUAACAAUGUAAAUGAGGCCAGUUAUCCCCUCUCCAUUCUAUGGUAAUGGCAAUGAGUGAAAGUGCUUUUGUUCUCUGCAGUUCUCCAGCUACGUUAACGUUACCAAGAAACCUAUGAACUGCACUCAUUUAAGACUACAGGAUUCUCUAUUUUGUCGAAUCCCUGGCAUGUUUAAAGACAAAAUGAAGGAGGCUAUGGACUGGUUUGAAAGGAGAGAGAUUGGAAUGGUCAUAACCAAGACAGAUCCCCCGGCAGGUGGUAAGUAGCGUGUAGAUAAGUCUUAUUUUUUGUAUCGUCACGCAGCGCUCCUCCCCCAGGUUGUUAGAGCACUCGUCAGUGGUUAAAGCACUCGCCGCCCACCAAUAUGGCUUGGGUUCGAAUCGAGGCAUCGACUAGUUUGAGUUAGCUGUUGGUUCUCUCCCUUGCUCCGCGUAGAUUUUCUCUAGGUACUCUGGUUUUACUCUCCUUAAAAAAAAUGUCAUUUCUUUCCGGAAGAAUACGUUUUGGGUGCGCUUUAUUUAUUUAUUUAUUUGUUUGUUUUAAAACAAAAUUCAGAUACAACGCGCACUCUGAUUAGUUGAAAAGCGUGCUUUAUGAGGGUAUAAACACGUUGCUAUGGCUGUCACGCCAUUUACCAAUAGUUUGUUUUGAGAAUUAGAAAGAAAUGCAGUAAAAGAAGCCUUGACUUUGCUCAUGUCUGUUAUAAAUCACUUAGGAAGCGGCUAGAGCACUCAAGACGUGGGGAGAAACACUCGAACACGUCUCAUGUUUCCCCUACGCUUCUUUCGUGCUUUAGAACAGAGUACAGUCACGUCUUUACUUGUUAAAUUUAUUUAGUGAUGGAAUCUACACUUCUGCUGUUAUGAAGAUCUAAUGCUAUUUUGUUCAGAAAUCGCGUUUCUCUUUAAAGAGGUUGCUCAAUAGGUGUAAUUACGUUCUCAUUGAAAUUUAUUUCCUCUACAGUCACGUUGAAAUGUCGCACGCCACAACGCAGUCUGGAAGUUGUGAACAUGACAUCGUUCAUUACCCCACGCGCAAUGUGCGUCGUUCGCCCGUCACAGAAUGUUGUUGGCCGUUUGAAUAUCACCCUUGUACCCGCGUGCAAGGCUCCUACUUUUGGGCACGCCCUCUUCGAUUGGGUAAGUUAAGUCGUCCGGUUGGAAACAGGGAUAUCGCAACAUUUAUAUCUUUUCGUUUGUAAGAAAGCUUUGACAAUCAACGUUGGGGGCUGGGGGUUGGAGAGUGUAUUAGACUCGGUCAGGGAUGUGUUCUUGAACUGUUACGAGUGUUUAGCAGAGUACUUGUUCACAUCCAACAGAGGUGGAAGAAAGGAAGCUAGAAAGCUGCGACUCAUCCGAGGCUUGUGACGACCUAACGAUAAGGAUAUGGGUUAAGGAACAAGUCAAAUACAAAUUAAAGAACAGAAAAACAACUGAAUGAAUGAAUUAGAACAACUGAACAAUACAGUACGAGAACUAAAGAGGGAAAUCCCUAGCGGGCAGUACAGGCUUAUCUUGCUCGUUCGGGUAUAUUUAGCCAAUGAGAACACAAGAUUCCAUUCAUCUUGCCCGCUUGCGGAUUUAGCCAUUAAAUAAAUAUGCACAACCCAGUUCACAAUGACUUAGUGCUUAGCUUAUAUGAACUUUUUCACGGGAGCUUGUACCCCAGUAGCAGUGGGUUACAGUAGCAAGUUUGAACACGUUUUAUGACAACGCUAUCUCUUUAUUGUUUUGAAACUAUAGGGACCAUAGAAAACGACGCGCUUUUUAAAUGUUUAUCCGCCCAUUUAGGGUCAAGUGCAGUGAUGUGAUUAAACUAGACGUCUGAAAACAUUAUUUGUAGGUUUUUAGAUUUCCUAUGUUUUGUUCUUUUAGAGGGAAGAGUGUUUUUUGCCUGGUGAAGGCGAGUGCAUUUAUGGAGGACGCGAAGCCAAGUUGAAAUUGACAAUAAGACCAGUGAAGGAUCGCCCAGUACUCAACGUAAAGAACUUAAUUGCUCAAUUUCCUCCAGUUCCGCAGAAUGUGAGCGACAUAGAGGGAAAAAACAUAAAGGUGUCCACCUUUACCAAGUCAAGUCAAGGACUCAUAGAUAAGUACAUCCGUGAGAAUAAAGGAGAUGAAUUGUUCAAUAAAAUGGAAGCUGGAGAGGCUCUCGCCGAUAGAAACAACCCUCCUCUUGUGGAGGAUAUUGACAAUGGAGGCGUGGGGCUGGCUAUCACAGAGGCGCCCGUGCAGAAGUACGGCAAGUGGCAGUAUAAAACCAAUGAUGGUGUCUUCAGAGACAUUAAUAUUACUUCAGGGAUAGUGCUUCUGGUAAAGCCAACUGACAGGAUCAGGUUUAAAGCUAAUGAAGGUACUUGUGUGUUUACUUCAAAGAAAAAAAAAUGGGCGCUCAUGGUUCAGAAUUUGAGGUUACGCGAAGAUACAAUAUUUGCUAAAUGCUUCACGAAAAUUCCGUGACAAAAUCGAAGCCUUGACGGUCAACGUAUGAGGUGAAUUACCACCCUCAACCUUAGGAGGUGGGAGAACACGAAAUCAGUGAAGCACUUCUCACCUGUAUAUACUCUUUUUUGUCACGCGUUUACCAUAUAGUCUCCCAGCAGACGUCCUUUGGGGUUCGUUUGUCAUGUGACGUAUUCAUUUCCCCCCUCCACGUGGGGGAGAAAUGAAUACGUGAUAAACGAACCCCAAAGGACGUCUGUGGGGAGGCUAUUUACCAUAGUGAUUUGAUUUUGCACCCUUGUUCCAAUAAGCGCCUCCUCUCUAAUGAGCACCCCACCUCAAAUAUGUUUUUGUUAACAUGAGCCACUAUUCCCAGUGCUCGUUUGCGUAACGUUGGUUACUUUCUUUGGAGCUCGCUUCUUUCGGGCCCAAGAGACCACUAUUCACCACUAUCGCGUCCCCUGGGGGUACUCCGGAUUUCAAGUGACGGGGAUGUCUGAUGAUGGAGGAUUGUUUUGGGUUUGAAAAUUGCGAUUCCGGGAUUUUAAUUUUUAUGGGUAGGAAGAUUUGGCAAGUUUUUUUUGGGGGGGUUGGCUUGAUUUUAAGUAGGGAUUUUUGGGAGUUAGUUUUUGCCCUCAUUCGGCAAUCUCCGUCAAUUAAAAUCCGGCGUACCCCCCUCCCGCUGGGAUCGCGUAUGGUGAAUAAUCUUUAAAAAUUCGGAAAAAGCAACUGCAGCAAUGAUUCUCACGUGAUAUAACCGAGCAGAAUGGUGGGGCGGUGGUGGUGGAAAGGGCUCUACAAUUUUUUUUUCGUUUCUUUCGGGAUUUAGUAAGGGCAACAUUUUUUGAAGUUACUUCCGAGGGGCCUCUGCUCUUGGAAUUUUGCGGUACUAUCCCCUGACCUUUCAAGCCUUGCAACCUGGCAUCAUUUGGCCACAAACCUGCAAAACGGUACUGUAUAAUAAUCAUAUAUGAAGCGCCUACCAUCGGAAGUAAUCUAUACUACGCCGCUGAGUGACAGCCGGCUCAUUGAUUUGAAUUGCUUCCGACGGAAUCUUGUGUAAUAAAAGGUCCACUAGUGCAUCCCGAAGAAUUUGUUUUAACUGUUCACACCCAAGGUUUUCUUUGCUACGAAAGCAUGUCUAUAGUUAAGCUGUACAUCUUAUCCGUUUCAGUCUUUCAUGUUUUGUGUGAUUAUUUUUAUGUUUCACUCAAUUUGGUGGCUCUUCCUGCUGUUUGAAAUUUGUUAAAUUUCGUGACACAGAUCCUUUAAAUCCUAUAAAAGGCUUAUUUGUUUCUGCUCUAUAGGCAUAUCCUGGGGGAAAGCUGAGUCACGUGAAAAGACCUUCUUCAAGUUUCGAGCUUGGGACGGUUCUGACAACAGAACAUCUGGAUUGAACACAUUAAAUGACAGCUUCAUGGACUCAGACACCGCCUACUCUCGUCAGUCGGCCAAAUGUAUCGUGUUAAAGAUGGGCUGUGAUAAAGUAGCUGGAUCGAAUCUGGAAAGAGACAAAUGCGGGGUGUGCAGGAGAGAUAGGAGGAAUAAGUGUGUGGGGUGUGAUGGCCAAGCUUAUUCCAAUAAAAGAUUGGGUGAGUUUUGAAUUGUAUUUCCCAUUAACACUUUCUAAUAUACAGAUUUAGCCAAGGACAAAAGCGGAGCUCUCAAAGGAUCCUUUAAGCGGCGUCUUCGAGAAGUAGUUCAACUUUCGUGAUAAAUGGAGUUUGAUUCCGCUUGCGCGCAUCACAACAUUAUGGCGAAAACCGCUCAGACAAGGCCUACAAGAACCCAGUUGGGAAUCAGUAAUAAAAACACAUUUUAUGAUAACAAAAUGAAGCGGAAUUGAGAUAAUAGGGUUUUUUAGGAAAUCGGUAGGGCGACCUCUACUACUGUGGCCGGAAGUAAAAGAGCCCCAAAAUGACGUGCUGCGCGUGCUUGGAAAUGCCCUCUUGCCGUAGCGCCAAAUCCUACGACGUGAAGACCUGUCUUGUGGCUUAGUCGCUAGUACUUGGGUAAAAAAGUCAACUUUUCUCCUUUUUUACGCAAUCAAUGGUUUUAAAACCAACCGUAGGUUGUUUCUCACUUUAUCAAGAAAGUUUUGACACUUCUAGUUUGAAAGUAAUUACGUCUUCCCAGCGUUUUACUAACAGCGAAAGCAAAUGAGCUACUCAGGUGAAUUAAGGCAUGGAUCCUCGUUACAUGCGGGGUUCUAUGAUUUGAUUUUUUUCCAGUAUCUUCCUUCAUUUUAACCGUAGACCGCUGUGUUUAAGACCAGAACCACUUUGGACCUUAAAAACUACUUUUUUUUUAGAUCACGUGACCAGGCACUCCAAUAAUUAUGCAAACUAUGGACUUUGCAGAUUACACCGCUUUAAUGAAUGUGACCACAAUCGUUUUUCCUUCCAUCAUAUUUCAUUUACAGUCAAAUAAGCUAAAUCGGGGAUUUGUGAAAUGAUCCAUUCCUUCGUAAUUAUUACAUAUUUUUCUCUCGUCCCAUUCUCCCUCUUAACAAGAAACGUUAUAGUUUAGAAAACGUAGAUAAUUUAAGAAAAUGGCGAUUAAUUCCACAAACUUUGUGUCGAUAGUCAUUGACAAAAAAAUAAAUUAAAUUGCAAGUGUUAAUUAUAAGGUGGUGUAAAUUUGGAUUGAAAUAAAAAGUCAAAAUGGGUGUGACAAAUCACGUGACAAAGAUAAUACAUUAGUAAUAAUGAAAAAUGAUUUAUUAUGGGGUGUAGAUGUUAAUUUAAAAUAUUUACGCGAAAGGUAAAAUCCCUGCUGAAACAAACCACCCGCCCCCCCAAUUUGCAGUGCCGCAUUCUUUAAUUCACCGAGCGAAAAACCCCGCAGUCACUGUUAGGCCAUACGGUUACGUACUCUCUCGGUGAGGACUCUGCAUUCAUGACCGCCGUAUUAGAGGUCGGCAAGUACUUCACUAUUGCACCGCUAUGUCAUUUCAAAUCUAAAUUUUACAAUAACUGAGCGAAUCCUCGCGAGCUGAUUGGUGGAGAGCUAUGGUCUAUGAGAGUAUAGACCAUGGAAAUGACGUAACAUGUCACGCAGUGCCGGUUGUUUUGUUUUUGGUUUUUCCUAAAAAUAUAAAUGUUAUUGUAAAAAACAAAUCGACCACAAUUUUUUCAUGGUCUACACUCUUAUAGACCAUAGAAAUGACGCCAUAAUAUGUUCAAAACUUUGCAGUGAAACCACUCGCCUGCGGCUCGUGGUUCCACUUAAGUUUUGAACAAUUUAUGACAUCAUUUCUUUGGUCUGUGAGAGUGUAGACCAUAGAAAAUUGUGAUCGAUUUGUAAAAAAAAGGUUCUUUUAUUUUGGGGUACGUACUGGCAAUUUAGGCUAAGUUGGUUCUUUAUUAGGUUCUUAAAAUCAAUAAAAUGCAUAAACUUGGUUUUUUUUCAAAAAUACAGUAUUUAUUCAUGACAAAACUAAUUACAGGGAAAUGUAUAUUUAGUUCAGUUAAUAACUAAACUAUUUUCUUGUAAUAUAAAUUGCACUUUCAAAGUCAAACUCCUUGGUUAAUAUGUUUAUUAUAAUUUAAAUGUAACCCACGGGUAAAACACCUGCUUGGUCUUGCUUGCCUUAACAGUUUCUCGUAUUUUUGGGUAUUAAAAUGGCAAUUUCUGCCAGGAGGUUCUUAAUUCACUAGGUCUCUAUACGCGGUUCUUGUUUUUACUAUAUUACAGCACUUGACUGAUCUUGCCUUACUCAUCUUUUUCCAGAUGAGUGCGGCAACUGUACGUUACGAGGAGCAGCACCCAUCUUCUGUUCUAACAGCUGUUUAAUUCCGUCGUUCAGAGAUAAAUGCGGAAUUUGUCGAAUCAAUGACAGUACGCCCAGUGUUAGGCACUGCAAUGGAGACUGCGGUGCUGUACCGGUGAGUUUGUAGUUCUGGUCCCGGUUGUUCAAACGUUGGAUAGCGCUAUCCAUCGGAUAAAUCACUAUCCAGCGGAUAAGUAUUAGGGAAACCAAUUGCGUUUCCUCCCUCACUAUUAAGCUCCCCCCCCCUUCCCAUCAAAGGUGAUUUAAAUUAUAAGCCCCUGGGGACUUAAUUUAUGACCGGACGCUCUUUGAUCACGUUUACGUGUUGUUUUCUUAUCGACAGUCUGAGUGCAAUAGUAGUGUUUGUGUUGGUGGAAACACUGGAAAAUCCCUUAACUGGGGAAAGGACCGCUGUGGAGUCUGCGGAGGGAACAACAAGUGUGUUGACUGUGCUGGAGUAGUGAGAGGCAAAAACGAAACAGACUCGUGUGGUGAAUGCUUGGAUCCGAAACUCGACCGGCUGCAGUUUAACAAAUGCCCCAAAAUCCUCGAUGUUGAUGUGAAAGCGAUUACUGGUGACGAAUCUACACAAAUGUGCCUGACUAUAGCGGCACCGAAGAAAAUAAUCGAAUGUUAUUUACAAAGAGAAAAUGAAAGGUACUUUUUUUAUAGUCUGUUUAAAAAAGAAAUUCCAACUUUAAAUUCGCUCUACCAUUUAUUCGACGUCGGUUCAAUUUUAAAAAUUCUCUUUGCUCCUAAAGGUUGUAUUGUGUUAAAAUUAAUUCACAUGUAGAAGGGACGCAUGGGCACUUAAACUUUGAGCUUUAGUGGAGUUCCAUUGUCGCAUAGUUUUUACGAGUGUAAGUAAAAUAGAGACAAUAGACAAAUUUAGAAAAACGCGACAAACGUACGCACGUAGGCGUAAAAGUAAAACCUCGCUGAACUUCACGUUUAAUCUCAACACUUUAUAUCCUGCCUCUAUUUUAUUUGCGUGAUUAAAAUUUACGUGCGUUAACGUGCGUAGCCAAAAACGCGUCAGUGGAAAUCAACCUUAAUGGUUGAUUUCCACCUUCCCGUAAUUAUAAACGUGAAAUACGCACGUAAAUAAAAUAGAGGUAAUGUACGAAGUAUCGCGCGUAAACGUAAAAGUUGUGCGAAGGUUAAGUUCACGUUUACGCGCGACCAUCAUAUAUUGCCUCUGUUUCAAUUUUACGCGCGUGCGCACAUAAAAAUUACGCGAGUUUCCAGUGUCGCGUAAUUUUACGUGCGUACGUGCGUAAAAUUUACGUUCACAAAUAGAAUGGACGCAAAGCAUAACAGGUCGCUCGUAAGCGUAAAAGGUGAACCUCGCUCAACUUCUCCUUUAAGCUUAACACUUUUUAUCUUGCCUCUAUUUCAUUUUCGUGAUUAAAAUUUACCUGCGUUAGCGUGCGCACCAAAGACGCGUGACUGGAAAUCAACCUUAAGAGAGCUAGCGGUAAACAUGAAAGUUGAACAAAGGCCAACUCUAACGUUUAUGCGUGACCUUUCAAAUAUUGCCUCUAUUCUAUUUAUUCUGAGUUACACGACAGUAGAUAACCACCCUAAAGGUUGAUUUGCAAUGACGCGUUUUUGGCUACGCACGUUAACGCACGUAAAUUUAAAUCUCGUAAAAAAAAUAGACGCAAGAUAAAAAGUGCUGAGCUUAAACGAGAAGUUGAGCGAGGUUCAACUUUUACUCUUACGAGCGACCUUUCAUGCAUUGCUUCUAUUUUAUUUGCGAACGUAAAUUUUGCGCACGUACGCACGUAAAAAUUACGCGACAGUGGAAAUCAACCCUAGGGAAAAGUAGCGCGUAAAGCUAAGCGAUGUUCUACUUUUAAGUUUAAGCGCUCCCCGGUAGAAAAAUAUAAGAAUUAGAAUAAGUUAAAAGUUAGAUCAGCAAAGUGCGUCUUCGCGCUUAAUUUCCUCAAGUGUCCUAAGAUGUUUUGACCAGGGUUGUAGAAUUAAAGUUGGGAAGACGUUUACAUGAGGUAUGACAAACUUUACUAAACUAUCCCAAAAUAAGACUAGUUGAUGAAAUUUCAUCUUUUUGCCGCUGUUUUUUGCAGAAAAUACCCUCUGAGAUUUGGUAAGGCUCGUACUAAAGGAAAUAAGAAGUCGAAAGUGUUCUAUUUCACGUCAACUGGGAUGCCCUCCGGAAAAUAUGCAUUAAACUGUACGCCGGACGGUUCUUUAAAUGAGAUUACAUUCAAGGGGAAGAUUUUGGUCUAUAACAAGCCUAGAAUCCUGUUCGUUACUCCUAACGAAACCUUGAUCAGCAAUGCAACAACGGUGACUUUAACUGGGACAGGGUUCGUGAACACUUCGAAUUUGAUGUGCAUUUUAUUUAUGGCGAAUGGAAAAUCUGAAAAGCUGGACGCUACUUUUGCGAGCGAUAAAUCCAUAGUUUGCUCGAUGACGUCCGAUUUGUCCCCUCAACACGCCAUGAUUAGCGUUAUGUUUGACCCAAAUGCUGUUGAACAAGCGAAGUCAAUAGCGAAGAAGUUGAGCAUUUACGACCUUGUUCCUGAGCCUACAAAAUGCGUCUUCAGCGAAAAGCGCAACUAUCUCUUCUGCAUGUUUAACAGACCGGUGGACUGUGGUGGUAACGCAUGGAAGAACAGUUCCAGUUUUUUCACUGCAGCUGCAUUUUGGAAGCUCUCAUUGAGCGGAAAUUCCAAAUGUCGCUGUCGAAAAGGAAAGCUCCUGGUUCGGCUUCUACGCGACUCCUCCCUCCGUCCUGGUCAAACCCUCCGUAUUCGAUUAAGAUAUAUCAAUCGUCAAGGAUCUGCCUUCACGAAGCACUCUUCCUCUGAUGAAGACAGGCAGGUUUAUGUGGAAGAUUCUCCAAACGCUGCUGAACUUGAAGUAAAGCUGUCAGCUCCUGGGGAAAUAGGUUUGUAAACGACAGUACCUUAAGAGCCUGGGCCGCGUUGUUCAAAUCUGGGUUAAGAUAACCUACGGCUAGUUCGAGAUUUGAAUUCAGAUUUGAGAGCUGAAAAAGCUUUUAAGUUUUAAUUCUUUUUGUCUACAAGUUGAUGAUUGGAAACUCUAAAAAUAAGAGAGAAAAUUAUCUGAGAAAAUGCUUUUGAACAUAAGAAAAAGAAACCCGGGUUAAAUUUAACCCCAGGUUAAUCCCUAAUCGGCCUUUGAACAACUGGGCCCUGGUUAAAGCCUGGUUUUCCCGGUUUUGCGCAUUUGUGAAAACCUGGUAACUGGUUAACCCUUGUUUAACCAGGCUUUUGGCGCACGGGCGAUCAUUCUGGUACGGGUACUCUAUUUUAAAUUGAUUUAGGAUCGUAAGUAGGCCCUUUUGCAGCUGGUCAGUAGGAAGCUUAAGCAACGACGACGGCGUCGGCAACGAAAACGGCAAAAAAGCAAUAGGUUUAGAUUAGCAAAAUAACAACUUUGCACGUGCAUAACGCUUUUUUGUAUAUUUCUUUGCCGUCUUUGCACGACUACAUCGUGAAUAUGCCUAAUUUCACGUUUUGUGGAAAACGUGAACACAAAACAAUGAUUUUUUCUUUUUCUGGGCCGGGUUGUUCGAAGUUGGGUUACGGUAACCCAGGGUUAGUGCGAAAUUUGCACUCAGAUAUGAGGGCUUAAAAAGCAAAUUCAGUUUAAUUCUCUUUACCUACAAUAUUAUGAUAGCUUAAUUACGCUAAAAAGAACUGAGAAAACUAUACGAGAGAGUGCUUUUUAUGAAAAGAAAAAGAAACCCGGGUUAAAAUGUAACCCCGGGUAAGCGCUAACCGGCGUUCGAACAACUGCGCCCUGAACUUCUAUACAGUCCUUUAGAAUCCAACCCCCCCAAAAGAAUUAAACAAGAUGGAAUAGACCGGAUAAAGUUUGAAGCAGCGCAAAAUUACUUUUUAAGUGACGUUCUUAGCCUAUAGCCGUCGCCGUCGUUGUUGCUUCCUAUUCACGUGGUAUAAAACCGCCAUACUGUAGAGCAAGGGACGCACUGGGACAAGACGAACAAAAGUCUUACGUCAUUUAAAUUGAUAAUUUCCUUUGUUUGUCUUGUCCAGCAUGGUGAUUUUGUACCACGUGAAUGCACGACUAGCUGCAAAGGAUCUAUUGGUAAUGGGACUGGCAGUCAAUCCAUUUACUUAAUUGAUUUGCCUUCUUGUUGUGUGAAAAGUGCUUUGUGUGCAAAUCAUGAUAGUUUAUACAUGAAAUGUUAGCAUUUUACUUAUGUAUAGUUAAGUUAUAUCAGAAGUGUAUAACCCCUUAGUGGUAUUUUAAUAAUAAACGCCACAGUUAAAAGUUGCGUUUCUAGCGUGCAACGAUAUAUAGCUAAAAAAUGUGAAAUGUGCUGGAACCUGUCUAUCAUGACACUUAGGUUAUUCUCCUUUGGCAAAACCCGGAUCAUAAAUCCUGGUCCGACAGAUCCAUUCCAAAGAAACCUAAUUAUUCGGUGCAAUUUGUGUUAGGUUCGUGCGAUAGGUUGAAGGUAACUGCAACGGCAAACCAACGCGCAAAGUUUAACUGGUCUGCGUCCUUCGACGAUUCCUCUUCCCCCACUUCUAGCCAAACCGCUGACCUGCAGCAGGUAAAUGAAAAACUCGCGCGCUUGUCCUCUGAGGGAAGGAAGAUGGUGACGUUUGGUGCUAGAUUCAUCGAGACUGGAAUCAUUUACAACAUAACUUGUUGUGCGUUGGCGGAAUUUAGUGGCCAGACAGUUUGCAGCACCGUUUCUGUUCGACGUAUUAUUAGAGCGGUCCCAAAGGUUUCGUUCCCAUGGACCAGGAUUUUAUUAAGCCCAUCUGUAAGAGUGACGCUUAGAGGUAAGCUUUGUUUUUUUUUGCGCGGUAUUUAUAAUUGUUAAUUGUAAAUACGGUAUUAUCUAUUUGCUAGUGUUGUAAAUUAUCCAUGAAAAGCUCCGUGGUUCCUGAUUAUGGCGUUGUCUUUCAGAAAGGACAAGUUGUCUUUUGUAAAACACGGAAAAAAAACUGAAACUGACCGUGAACUCAAGAAAUAUUUCUAGAAUGUUACUGUGUCGAAAGGAGGAAGCCAAUCAGGCGUGAGAAAACUAAUUAAAAACGCAUUGCUUGUGUGUCCUAACUUUAUUGUCACUGGUUAGUAAACCGUCACAAUUAAAUCAGUGUUCACGGUUCUUUAACUCUCACAGUUGAGGGUUUGAAACUUGCAAUGAUCAAAGUCUUCGGUUUAACGACGAGAGCCUAGUUUUAAGGAUUGGAGCUGGCCAACUGACGGCUGGAAAGGUAACCCGGUUUUAUACUUAUUGGGCAGAGAGAUAAAGAGGAUAAUUAUUACAUGGCCAGGCGUGAGAAAACUAAAACGCAUUGCUUGUGUGUCCUAACUUUAUUGUGACUGAUUAGUAAACCGUCAAAGUUAAAUCAGUGUUCACGGCUCUUUGACUCUCACAGUUGAGGGUUUGAAACUUGCAAGAAUUGUGUAAACGUUGUAUACAUGGGCUUAAUUCAAACAAUUAUUCGUUAAAAUAGAAUUUUUUAAAAAGAUUAUCAAAACACAGCUAAGUUUUUAGCACCUAUCUCCUCGGGAAGAAUGGUGAAGCAUUCGAAAAAAUGAAGACGUUUAUGAAGCGGUUCACUAAUAAGCACACAUCGUGUUUUAAGCCUGAUAAAACCCUCUUACUCGUUUAUGAAACUGUAUAUACUAAGCUAAGAGUGGACAAGACCAAAGUUUGGAGAUGUUAUCUGUCUACACCACGAUUGACGUCAGUCAUGGUGUGAUAUUGACUCAAAAAGAGAAGCUCCACGUACUUGUAAUGAAGUCUCUUUUUCUUAUUUUGGAAAUAGCAAAAGUACAGCCUCCGUCUUGUGUGAGUCGAAACAAACGCUUCAUGGUGUACCUGUGGUCUUGCAAUGAUCAAAGUCUUCGGUUUAACGACGAGAGCCUAGUUUUAAGGAUUGGAGCUGGCCAACUGACGGCUGGACAGGUAACCCGGUUUUAUACUUAUUGGGCAGAGAGAUAAAGAGGAUAAUUAUUACGUGGCCGCGAGCCGACAAGAUAAUUUUUCUUUCAACGUUGAAAAAUAUUUCACGAGCUAGCGCAUCUUUCUAUAUAGUCAGCAAUAAAAAGCCCAAACCAUUUCACUUAAGUAUUUUUUUGCUGCGAAAGGCGCGAUUUACUUCAGAGCCCCUACCCCAUGAUAGUGUAUUCUGUGGCCAAUUAUAGACCACAUCUUUGUCACUUUUGGGCAAAUAUAUAAUCUUCGUGAUCCCAACUUAGUCACUUUCUAUUUAUGUAUCUACCUUAUCAAUCCUUUAAAUGGGUCAUCGUCCUAAAAUGAACUGACCCAUUUUUUAAAUUGAAUGAAGAACAUCUUACUUUUUACCUACAGUACAAACAUUCUGGUGCGUUUGCUAACCGUAAAUAUGAAGAAACCCCCAAAACACCAAAAAUCGGAAAAUGUGCGACCCUAUUCUAGUAACUCUGUUGAAAAUACGACUCCAUUAUAGUCAAUCCAGCCGUGAAAAUGUGACCCCAUCCAGCGGCACAUCCCCAUUAGUCUCUUUUAAGAAGUGCCCCCCCCCCCCGGGCAAUGAGUAUGAAUUCGAGGUAGAAGAAGGCGAAAGGAAAAAAGUAGAGGUUUCUGCCUCAGAAAAAAAAGCGCCGAGAAAACUGAUGACUAUGUCACUUUUUUGCAGGUUUUAAGAUGUACGUUCACUGCGUACGUGAGAGACGAUGAUUUGUUGUUUGCUCGUGCGUCACUGACGGUCGUGGUAAAAACCAAGAAACUUGUUGCCAAGAUAAAGGGUAUGUUACUAUGGUAAUGGGUGAAAAGGAGACUCUUUUUUCCCAUGGAAAUACCAAUCAAAACCCCAGAAAAAACACAAUUUAGUUCAUAAACCAUGAGAGAAUUGUUUGAGUGCGUCCCAUUUAGACAUAAAUCCAUGAUUUAUCCCUGAGGACACUGUUCUUCCAAAGUUUGCUACCGAAUGCUGUACAAGUGGUUUGGCGAGGUACAAAGAAAUGCAAAUGGCCAUCUGUCACCUCUGAUCUCAGCUGAAUUCCCUCUAUAGUUUUGUACCAGAUUAUGCAGGACUUGCUUGCGUGAAAAUCAGUUGCUUUCCAAACAAAUUGUCAUUUUUUAACUUACACUCCUCCUUUCAGGUGGCGAAGAAAGAACGAUAAGUGCCAGCGAAGAGGCUCUUUGUGAUGGGAGUAAUUCCAAAGACCCUAAUAACCUCCCAGAAGAUCCCAUCUACCUCUGGACUUGUAAAUGCAAAUAUGAUGACGGCUGGCGAUGGUGUUUCUCUAGGGACAAGCUUCAGCAACUGAUUUUACCUCAAAGAGCAGUGGUUCGCAUUCCUCCAAACACUCUGCCGGCAGACAAGACGUAAGGAUUUCUUUUGCUUUUUUCUUUCUUUUUCUGUUUUUUUUUUCCGGGACCUAUUUGGUUAAAACAUUAUUUUAUACUUUUGAGAGAACCGAGAAAGUCAAAGCAGUUAGGCUUAGUUCGAACGUCCUAUUUCACGUGUCGAACCUAAUGAUAAGGUUCGUACAGAAUCUUGAAGUCUUGAAAAAGGUUUGAAAUUUGCCCAGCAGUUUUCCAGACUUGAAAAAAGUCUGAAAAAAUGCUAAAAAAGUCUUGAGGUUUUUUUUCAAAGCCACAACAAGUGCUUUAUAAGUGAUUUUUUUUUCGUUUUGGUAAAAUCUUAUUCAGUCUCGCCUGUACCUUUUGCAGCACAUCAUGAAAAAACACUUCGUUCCUGCGGUUUUGUAAGGUUUCUAUUGAUCACCGUUUUGAUAACCUAGAGCCUGGAAAAAGAAAUUACUGUUUUGGAAAAAAGUCUGGAAAAUGUCUUGAAUUUUGGAUCCAAAAAUUAUCUGUACGAACCGUGUAAUGCAAAUGAAGGAGAACAAUACAGCUGACAAUAGAUUUUGAAAUGUUGGUUUUUAGGUAAGGGGAAAGGCGGAGUACUCGGAGCAAGAACUCUCAGAGAAAAGCGCGAGAACUAACGACCAACUCAACCCAGCUAAAGCGUCCAAUUACCGUUAUCUUUCUAAUAAGCAGUUGCGGCGCCAAUUUUAAACACCCCCUCUCCUCUAACAUCGCCCUCUGUCCAAUAAACUCCCAGUGAGCCAGCCCUGGGUGGGCUUAUUAGAAGUAACAACGAGAGCGACUUCGACAACGAGUACAACUCCUUUUCGUACUUUCGCUACUCAGGUUCUCUUUGGAGUUACUUCAAGUUCAAGUUUGCGGAAAAUAUUACAAUGGGAUGUUGUUGAUUUCACGUACAAAACAAGAAAUUCGCUCCUGCCACCUCGACUUUUCGAUGAAAACUCGCCGUAGCGCGACUUGCAAGAACAAGUUGAGCACGUGCGGCUGAGCAGAACUGAUGCGCUGUUGGCUCAAUCGGUAAACUCGUCGAAGUCGCACUCGUUUUCGAUGCUGACAUCAUCAUCAUCAUCAUCAUCAGGGUUUGUUUUCACUCUUGACAGAGGAAAUUCUCCCUGGAUCGAUCCCACAGGUGUCUGUUUUUGGCUAAUCUUGACCAUAAGGGUCCAAUCUGUCUGGUGAGAUCUUUCUGCUGACAUACUCUCUAUAAAAGAAAAAACCUUCUAACACGUCUGUCCAUGGUUUUGUUGUUCAACAGUUGCGCAAUUACGCUGAGAUACUUCAAGCGUGAUAUGAGCGCCAGCGCAUCGGUAUACUUUGAUGUCAAAGGGCAGGAAGUACCCAAAGUCAAAAUUGUUCAAGCGUUUUCCAACGCUGCUAAAGUGAAGUUUAUAGCUGUUGUGAAGAGCUCGUUACCAGAUCUAAGCUUGGAGUGGUCGGGCAAACAAAUGGACGAAGACGGUAAUUUGACAUACUUUCAUACCUCUUAUGACCAUUAUUUAUUAUAGACAUUUCUGGGUUAUUUAUAAACAUAGCGAAAGUAAAGCGCACUCUCUGAUUAGUCAAUUACCCAUUUACUAUUUAAAGAAACAUUUACUUUUUAUGGUUAUCCGAUUCUAACGUAACUCCGGAUCCACUGAUGAAGGGCCAGGCCCGAAACUUCGGCAUCAUUACUUUUUAUCAAGAGAGGAUAAAGGGGACAGAGAAGGCAUCCCCCAAACACCCCCUAUUCCAUAGGUAAUUCGUCUCGAGUUAUUUUUAGAAUCGGGAUAUAGUUACCUCGCGCGCUGCGUGGAUGUUUCGUGCAGGUUUCGCAUGACUAAACGCCGUGCAAAACAUGUCGGGCGAGAGGCAAUGAAAGCGUAAAGAGAUCAAGAGCAUUCCUGAAUAUUGAAGCAAAAUGAGUCGGCGCUCACCUGGGAAAAGGGAAUCGCUGGACUCUUUGACAACCCGUGAAAUCAGUUUAACUCGAAGUUGUCGUAACCUCAGUGCUUUAAUAAAAUGAGAAAUUUCGCCGGUCUAUUGAAACCGUUCGUUUGUACAAUAAAGCAAGUAGGGCGCCAAGUGUUAUUUUUGUUGAAUAAUAAAAGACUAAUACCAGAAAUUGUUCUCUUCAAACUGUAAAUUAUAAAUGAUCCUGAGAGAAUAUUCAGUGUGUUAAGGAUUUCCCUGCUGUACUGUAAACUCUAUACAAGAGAGGAAGGGCGAUUCUUUUUUAAUUUUCGUUUCGCUGACACAGCUUUAGCAGAAAUCUCUCUGUAGUCGUUUUCGUCGACAAAAGGAAUAGCAAUAUCGCUCUCCGCGUCUUCCGCCAUUUUGUUCUGCGUCAAUUCGUGAAGGACGCGUGGCUCUGAGCGUGGGUCAUCCACGCGGAACACAUUCGCGCUAUGUAAUUAGCUGUUGUCUAAUCCCCUUUGAGAUCUGUGGUGUUAAAAAUAACUCCAGACGAAUUACCUAUGGAAUGGGGUGUGUAUGGGGGAUGCCUUCUCUGUCCCCUUUAUCCUCUCUUGCUUUUUAUUGAACGUUCAUUUACUAUUUGUCCAUGGUUGAAUACUAAGGAAAUAAGCGGGCGCUCAAAGCAGUACGCGUCACUUUCUUCGAGGCUAUAUUUUGGUUUAUACCCCACAGUUUUUUUCAUAUCUUUUUGUCAAUGUUUUUGUCUUAAUACUGAGAGUCGAUCACGUUCAUCUCGUCGUGAUUUAAUUGAAGCGAAACUUGCAACUUUUUAUGGUCAUGACAGAAAUUAAGCUCAAUGUUGUUGCCGUUGUUGGUCGGUGAUUACAUUUCAUUCAGACGCCAUUAGUAAUAAAAAAGGAAAAAACACUUUGUCUUGAUGUAUUCUUGUAUUCUCUUUUCUAUGUUGUUUUUUAGGAAACUUGUUUGACAUUGAUCUCAAGAGUGUAACCGACUCACCAGUCUCUUCGGUUGUAAAGAAGCGUCCGGAUAAGUCAUUGAUCAAACAAAAAGUAGCCCUGGUCGUGAGAAAGUGGAGAAAUGGAUUAAAGCUGAAAUGCAAACUGAAGGUGUGGCGAGAAGAAGUUGAGGCUUCUGCAGAGGAUGAAGUGAAAGAUGCUGAACCGCCGAUAGAAGGAAGAUGUAAGUCACCGAGUAACCCUUGGGUCAAAAUUGUAAUUAUCAUUUGUUUUCCCGAUACAUUUCCUAUAGAAAUAGUGGAAAGAAGCUGAUAAAGUAUCUAUUUAAUUGGGUUAUCGUGUCCUCAAUUCUCGUAGUCACUCUGUUUAAGCAAGCAUAGAUACCGUAAAUCCUCUAUUAAGCGCCCCCUCUCAAAUAACGCCCUCCCUCUAAUAAGCCCUCCCCCCCGCCUUUUCAGGGGAAGAAAGUUAAUAAGCUCCCCUCUCCAUUAUGCCCCUUCCCCUCUCCUAAUUAUUCUUCACUGAUAAAUUAUUGACUGUAUUAAUAAAUCACGACUGUAAAACUUCGUGUGAGCUGAUCCGGGGUGGUUUAUUUACCAAGUGGAAGUUCGGAUUUGAUUCUGAUCCUCGGCUGCAUGACCUCCAUCCUUCUUGUACUUGAGCUUGUCCACUUUGUAGUCAAGUUCUUUAUGGAUAACUUACACAAUCGUCUUUGCUAAAUUAAAUAAGCCCCCCCCCCCCUCUCAAACAAGCCCCCUCUCAAGUGGGCUUGAAUUAAAUAAGACACGGGGGGGAGGGGCGAGGAUAGAGGAUUUACGUACUCCAAAGAGGAAUUUGAUGCUGGGAACUCAUGCUAAUGGGGCUUAAAAGGUUAAAAGAUAAACAGCAGACCCUUGCCAAGUCCUUAUAAACUUCUUUACUCAAAAAUUGAGUUACGUCUGCUAUGUGCGAUGAUCUGGUUAAUCAUAUGCGUCUGGUCUUAGGCGUGUUAACUAAUUAAAAGAAGUUAUAAAUUAUACUAAAUUAUUACGGAAACUAUACUUAUUUACGAAGUGAAACUAAAUUAAAUUAUCGUAAGUUAUACUAACUAGGUUCGAACGAACACUUCACUCAGCAUUUGAGACAUAGCUUAAGUCACCAUAUUAAGAUUAUAUUAGGGAGUCGUCGUUCAAUUCAAGUUAGAUUGUAGUACACCUUUCAUGCUAUUUUUCCUGAUAAAAGGGCCCAUUAAAAAAGCCUCAAUAUUUUCCAGGUCAGAAACUUGAAGGAUCAGAAGAUGAAGGUAUUUCUAUUGAAGGACUUGACUUUGAAGAUCCCGAGGGUGAAGCACUGGAGUAUCGCUGUGGAUAUAUGGACAAGAACAAUAAACCAAAAUACAGUACUUCCUGGUCUACUAGCAACAUCUGCGAAAACGUUGCUUUACCUCCAGGUAUGAACGGCUCACUGCAUUAGACGGAUCAAGGUAGGUUUCCGGCAAACUGCCCACCUACCCCUCUCCUAAGCUAACAUUAGCACUUACUUCUUACUUAGAGAAACUGUUGGUUUAGGGAAGGGGUAGGUGGGCAGUUUCUCAGAAACCUAAAUUGAUCCUAGAACACUAUGCUUAACAUUUUGGUAGGGCAAACGGGACAAGUUGAACCCUCCAAUUAACCCCAUCCCAAACCUUUUGUCAUUUAGUGAGUUACGAGGUUGAUCUGUUCCGGUCCGAUACAGGUUUUUUUGUCACGUCGUGCGGAGAAAUCCCGUUGCGUGACGGCUAAAGAUGCACAAGAAACGAGGUAGACAUAAGGUAGUGAAAAAAAAUGGCUACAUUCGCAUUUAGAAAAGGAAAGGGGACUGGAGCCGAAACGUGCCCCGAAAUUGUUUCUGGGAUAGUUACUAGGGACGCAAGGUCAAUUGUUUCCCUUCCCUUGUAACAGUCCCAGAAAUCUUUGCGAAAGUUAACUGGUCCCAGUUUUCCUCUCGUUUGUAAAGUGGCGAAUUGAAAAGCCAGCAGUGAUAAAAUAACACUUAGUAUGCCAUGCCAGUAAAAAACAAACCCAAGGCCAAAACGUAACGGACAACAUACUGAACUUUAAAUUCCAGGGUCACGUUUUAACCCCACGCUUUCCCCUUUUUUGAUUAGUUUAAUGGUUACCUAGUAACAAUGUCUUUGUGCCUAGCUUAGUCUUAUCUAAGGUGUAUCCCUUAUACAAGUUGUAAAUUGUCAAAACACUUUAGUAGCCCGGCCCGGGUGCAGAGAAAAGUGGAGGGGAAAGGGAUGAAGAUUUCGUGUUGUGUUGUAAUACCACCUGUUUGCGAUUAUCUGUUUUUGCUUUGAUUAAGGUGUUUCGAUACAGUUUUUGGGAGACCAUACCGAUGUUUUUCAAUCGCCUUAAAAGUGAUUUUAUCCUCCUCCAAUCGCCAUAAAAUUUUUACCACUAACUGACCUAAGAUUGAAGUUUGUCAAAAUGUAGGUUUAAGUAAAAUCGAUACUACCAUGACAACGACAAACAAAAACCUUUAAAAUCAGUUAAAGACUAAUUUUAGGACAUCUAGAACUACCAUUAAAAAUCCAGCAUUAGUAACUUAAAGUGUGGUGUCUAGCAAACCACCUCCUUGAGAAUAAUGAUGAUGAUAAUAAAAAAACAGGACAUAUUAGCGUGCGGUUUUUAUUUGAAUUUCAGGUGACCCGGAAAAAGGUAACAAGUUAAACUGUAUUGCACAAGCCCGAAACACGCGUGGAGCAACAGCGAGGACUGUUUGUCCAGUUGUAGUCCCUCCUCAGAACUUCAACGAGGAAGACAUGAAGAACGCUACUGAGAAAAUCAGAGAAAAACUGAACCGAAAUGAAAUCACUGAAGUUCGAGGUAGGUUUAGUUACCAAUCCCAGAGUUACCUGUAAAUUGCACUCAGAAAAUGAAUUUAAGAUUAGAAGUGUAGGAAUUGUACGAAUCCUGGUUCUUUUGGGUGAUGAUCGGAAAAGACAAUUUCUUGAUGGCGCAGUUUUAUUGGAACUUCCAUGGCACAUACCAUAUAGCGCUCUUUAAGCCAAUCGGGAUCUCAUACCCGUAAGGAGAUGAGGGUACUUCCCAUGAUGCCUUCUUCUCAAGCUUCAGGUACAUAUCACUAAGGUUGGGAUUACACAAAUUGAAAUAAAUUAUAUGAGAUGUUUGGAAAAUUUGUUAACCUUGAGUUGGUAUCUAAAAGGGGUAUCAUUUUUCAGUGGGAGGUAUAAGAAAAGGUAGUCUGCUACACAUGUAUAUCCGUUUUUAGUGUCGGGGAGGAGCGUUGCGUGACGACACUAAAAACGGCUGUGUAGCAGACUAAGGAAAAGGGUACGUAUUUCAGAAACGGUAUAUAAAAAGUUACGGGGUUGGAACGUGUGGCGGAACUCUGGGGUCCAACUGCUUACCCACACCCUCGCCAAGUGAGCUUACCCUCUUUUGUGAAGCAUUACUGCUACUACCCACUGGAUGAAACGACAGUCGUUUGUAGGGUUGGUACUUCCAGUAGGACGUUGUCAUUCGCCAGUUAUAUGAGUGGGUGAAGAGAGAGCAAAGGUUGUUUUCUCAUGAAACCAAGUACAGUGGAACCUCUAUACUAUAACGAGCUUUCGUUGUGUCGAUGUUCUCAGUUAAUAGUCUUUCAGCUCAUCAGAACCCUUAAUUCAAUUGGACCCCUAUGGGUCGCAGCUCUUUUGUUUUCGGGCCAGGUUCCAUUGUUAAGUUUGUUUGUUUGCUGUUUUCCAAACCAAUCCCUUGAGGUCUCCCAAGAGCUGCAAGGUCGCCCAAUUCUUUUUCAUAUAUUUUACAUUUGCUACGGUUGAGAAAAUCGUUCGUUACAUCGAGGACUUUCUCAUAUAGAGGUUCGUUACAUCGAAGUUCCACUCAAUGUCCGACGUGUUGUUUCGCUAGGCCACCACGCCUUAACUGACCCCUAAUUUCCUUAUUAUACUUUGAGUUUCUCCCUACGUCGCCCGUCGAUGUAUGUUACGUUUUCUCAUUGAAGUAAAUCGCUGAGGAUGAAAUUUCUGUCGCUACUAUUGUUGUACGAUUUUCCUACAAGCUGUGUUGUAUUUUGAGUAACCCCAUAUGUAGAAUUCUCUUGGCGUGACUGAUAAUUUUUGUUUAAUUUCCAGCCGACGUUGAACGGAUGGUGUUCGGAUCGGACAGCGAAGAGGCAACGAAUGACAUGCUGAUUGAGUUAGCAAAAGGGGUAAGAUUUGUCAUAAAUGCUCUUCUCAAAUUCAUAGUUGUAUUUAACUGGACGUCUUAAAACUAACUCCAUGCGGAAAAAAUUAUCUCAAAGUAAACUGAGAAAUCUUCCUCGAACCUAAGGAAGCUCUCAUACAUCUCGCGGCUGACCGUGUUUGUUGUUCUGGCCCAGGAACCGGCCUCAAAAUACCCUGGAAGGAGCCCAUUAUGAUACUUUACGUUUCGUAUCCAGGUUCUUCCUUCGACUCUCUUUGGUAUAUCAACGAGAAUGUUUUGUCUGUGUGGCCCUCGUUGCCUGUUGUUCGGACGAUAUCCCAAACAGCUUGCCACUCCUACAUAGUCAUUAAUGAUUAUCAAAAUAAUUAUAAUGAUAAUAAUAAUAAUAAUAAUGAUAACAAUAAACCUUCUUUAUCUAGAAACGAAGAGAAAAGUUUAAAGUUUUGGCAUUGUUUUUCUUUUAAUUUGAAGAAGGGUGAAGCUUAUCACUAAAAACUUCAAAACAUCUUAUUUACAGGAGAACAUGAAAUAUCACUUUGUUCAACUUACAGUCUGAUUUUCGUUCCAGGACUGCUUCAACAGAAGAAGUCAACAAUAUGCUCGAUUUAAGGUACAAAUGUAAGAAUCUUCCUAUUCAUCAUUAGGUUGAUGAUGAAGUCAAAGAAGUCCAAGAGUCUGAAGACAUUGGUAGCGAGGAAGUAGGAGAAUUAUUGAAAUCACUUGAGCUUGGCCUCAUGGGCGUGUCUGGCGAUAUAGAGGAAGGGAGAAAGAGGGUCAGUGAAGCUGUUGAGGAUAAGGAAGAGACGGCGAAAAACUUAAGGAAAUUAGUCUCCCCAAAGAGGUCUCGGGAAAACGGCGAAUCAUCUCGGAGAAAACGAAGAUCUACUAACAGUGAUGACAGUGAAGAUGAAGAAGUGGAUGUUGACGCAAAAACUAUAGAUGAUGUAUGUGGAAAAACCAAACAAACCGGUCAAGUCAAGUCAGUUAUGGCAGCUCAAAACUGUCUUUGACUACAGAACGAUUUAAACAGAAAUGAUUUUAUUCGUUCCAGCAAUAACCAUCAUAGAUUUAUUUUUCGAUGGCACUUUUUUAUCAUUAAAAAGUGUCUUUUUCUUGUCACUGCAGCUAAAAAUUUGUGUAUUUUGUUUUUCAUCUUGUUCUUAAAGUGACGCAACAAAUAUAAUAAAGACAAUGUUUGAUAGUUUAAUGACCCUCUUCCUAUGAAAAUUGUAUGAAAUCUAUUUCUGCCUUGGUUCUGUGUCAUACUGUGUGGCUAUUUAAAGGACGACACCUCACUGGUCGGUAAGAAUGGCGUCAUGUAUUUUUAAACUUGGCCGGUAAUUCAUUUCGCUGUCACACCGUCUACACGUCUACACGUAGUAUUGUCGUAAACCUUGAUUUCAGUUAGAACUCGUUUCAACGACUCAAGACCCUUCAAAAAUUCAUCUAAUGUCAAGCGUUUCCUCAACAGGUUGAGACAACUCUAAGCGUAUUUUCCGCGCUCAUUGAACCCGGCAACUUCAGCAAUUCCUCCAUGGCGGUGAAACAAGAACUAGUGGGUCUUGUUGAUGACUUGGGUAGAGGUCUGUGUCAAAGCCUCAGCACAGGGGAGCCAGCACUGAUUGCUGAGUCUCACAUUGUGGUUAUUAGGAGCAAAAAGGACAGCUUUGACAACGUAGAUGUUAACUUUACCAAUACCGCGUGUGAAAAUUGCAGCUAUGCCAUUCAAGAAAGCGCCCAAGUCUUGCUGGGACAGUCAGUGAAAGACCGCUACGAAUCCUGGGAUUGCAACGAGGAUGGAUGUAACGGAGCAUGCAUUGUGUCUGCUCAGGUGAUUAGCUUCUAAUAAAGCCUUUUUUUAAAAUUGUUGACUAGAUUUUUUCCUUAUCACUUUUUCAGCCCGAAAAAGUGUAGUCUUUUGUAUGUUCAUGCAUUUCUAGGUUAAACGAGAUUCUUCGGUAUUGCAUUACAAAUGUGACGUCAACACAUUUAAGACGAUGAUGCUAUUGGCAAUUUUUUCCGAAAGGAACAGUAAACUUGUCGUUUAAGACGCCUGAGGGAAAUUCACGACGAACUUGCUUUUAUCCAACUAUUACUCAUAAUUUUUGUUUGUUAAUUUUUUAGUAUCCGAAUGAUUUGCUUGCUACGGCUGAUGACGGAAGCUCCAUCAGUCACGUGGUUUACGUCAAACUCUUUAACCCGGAAAAUGCAGCUCCUCUGUUGGUUAGCGGUCUUGUGGAACCUGUUACUUUCAGGAUACCACUGCGAAAUUACAUAGCUUCCAAUUGUACAACGCCCAUGGUAAGGCAUUGAUUACGUAAUCAGUAAUAUUGGCGAGCUUAGGCAAAGACGUUUUGAGCAACGCACGUCAACCGCUGCCUGGUUAGCUCAGUUGGGAGAGCAUCGGUCUGCCGAGCGGGAGGUCGCAGGUUCAAACCCCGGCCGGACCAACACUCAGGGUCUUUAAAUAACUGAGAAGAAAGUGCUGCCCUUGUAAUGACAUCUGCAAAUGGUUAGACUUUCUAGUCUUCUCGGAUAAGGACUAAAAAGCGUAGGUCCCGUCUCACAGCACUUUCACUGAUUUGUUCUUGUGGGACUUAAAAGAAGCCACAUCACUAUUCGAAAAGAGUAGGGGUCGUCUACUCCGGCGGUGUGGCCAACCUUUACGGGUUGUGGAUUGGGCGGGGAUGGCACCUCGCGUGGGACCUGAGUCCCGUUCGUGCACAUUCCCUCUGGGCAGGCCUGUGUCCAAAAAAGCUGAUAAAAAAAAAAGGAAAAGAGACUUUUUCAUUCUUAAGCUGGGGUUUUUGCCCAAAAUUUGACGUAAAUCGCCUUUAUAAGAAUAAAGAAAGUUGUCAAUAAAAAUUUGUUAGCGCCAGGGUAUAAUAUAAGGGAAAACUCUGGCUGGACAUUAAAGCUGCUGAUCUCAGGUAGGUUUAAGUUUACUUGAAUAUGCUGUAGCGCCAUGUAAAAGCAGCCGUGACCGAGCAGUCAAAGCGCUGGACUCGUAAAACAGAGCCGCCAAUUCAAACACCUUGUUAGUCCCGAGUUCAGCUCUUCGGCCAUGCCUGUAAACAGCCAUCUGGUUUACUCCUGUCAUUUGGACCUCUUCACAACGGCCACAUUGCAGGGGCACUCAACGUCAAUUUUCGGAAAAUAUCUGUUCGGAAGACGAUUUGAGAUCUAGAUUUUUCGGAACAUUUGUUGUAAAAUUUCUUGCUUGCCUGCCUCUCCUAGGAUUUUCGAACACAUAUGGUAUAAUUGCCCAUUUUUAACGGACUCUUACCCUAAAAAGGUCACCAAAAAUUUUCGGGAGGUUUUUUUCUGGUUGAAAUGUUUGAAAAUUUUUGAUCCCUAUAAUUUUCGGAUCACUAGACUUUCAGCUAGGAAAUCCGAACAGAUGAAAAAUUUUGAGGGGAUAAAAAUAUGCCUAUAUCUACCGUUUAAAUACUAAAAUACGUUCAACAUUGCUAAGUUUAAGUGGUUUUGAACUAUAUUCUCGUUGGAUGCCCCUGACUUAUUGGGGACAGAAGAAAGUGGCCAGAGGUUUGAGUAAGAGUCAAUGUAUGGACUGUCCGCCAAAAAAAGUGGCCGUUGUGGAGAGAUUGCCGUUAGUGGAGGUUCAACUGUAGUUGCCAUGUUAUUUCAUUUUAUUAUUUCUGUCCUUUAUUGUGGGCCAUAGUGUAAACUAUUGGCCAUGUUCUAAACGAGGGGGGAACAGGUACGACUUUUCGUUGUAAAGGCUUUAGGGACCGUUUGAAGGGGCAGCAAUGUGUGCAUAGACUUUCAAUGCAACUCUCCUGCUUACUUCUCUUGCUCCCAUUCACACGAUACUAAUCCAAAGGUGCUAUGUCACGAAGAUAUUGUCAUUUUAGAACAAUUGAACUCUGUGCCAAAGUAAUUACUCAGAUCCUGCAAUUCUCCUGUAGACAUAUGACCUUGAGGAUAUCAAAGAAAUUUCAUCCGGCUAAGAAAAUAUAUUUUAAAUAAUUUUUACAGGAGCAUUAAAUACACCAGCUGUAUAAGUCUGUUUGCGAUUACGCGAUUCCUGUGUUUACGCUUCGUUACCUCAUUACUUAAUAGUGGUCUUUAACGGAUGCUUGGGCAACUUUUAGUAAUGAGCUGAGAUCUGGUUGGGCAAACCGGUUUUGGAACUGGUUUUCCGGAUAAACCUAUUUUGGGUUGGGACAAACCAGUCUGGGGUAUAACGAGAUACAGGGUUAGACUGAUGUUUAAGGUAAUGAGAUGCAGGGCAUGUAGGUACAUAAAAAACAAUUAAAGAUAGUGACGUAGGAGGUCAGAAAUAAUAACAAGUUGCAAGACAGUUGUUCUUGCUUUAGGGGGUUAAGACAAUUAAGUAGGCGUAUGAUUCUUUUAAUGAGGAGGUUUAAUGUCGAUUUUGAAUAAUGCUUUUAAUACAUACCAGGAAUGCUUGCAAGGUCAACAUAAAAGACCACUAAGGCAUCAAGUGAAUGGUACCCGCCAAAAGGGCCAAUAUAUGCGAUUGAUUUUAUAUGCAGUUCAACUCAGUAAACUUAAAUCGAUAGCCUCAAGAACAUGUAAGAUCUGUUAGCGCUUGUCAAAUCUCUUGAAUUCUCAGUGCUUUGCAGAUAUUGGUCGGAAAUGAAUAGUUAUAAAGAAUUAUUAGUGCACUCAGAGUUUCAUCACUCAUUGACUCACUCAGUGUUGCUCAUUGGUUACUCAAAAUUGCUCGCAGCACUAUGAUUGUACAGAUAGGUGAGAAUUAUUCCAACAAAUCUUUGUUGACGAAUGAUUGAUUCUCCUGAAAAAUCACCUUGGGUUUCUCGGGUUACCGGUGUAAAACGUAAUAAGUCAAAGUCAUCAGUUAUGAAAAUUAUAGAAUCAUCACCUUUAUUAAGUGAAAUAUUAUAAACUGCAGUGCAUUUACAAAACACAGACAUUCUCUCCUGACUCUCAGUAACAUAUAUGGAGUCAGUCGUUGCAGAUUUUAUUUCAUAAUGUUUUUAAUUGAUGAAGUGUACAAACGUUCGUAAAACAUUCUCUUCCUUGCUUCAUAUGUUAAGUUGUCGUUCUCAGUCGAUGUAUCUUUAGGGGUAUGUUCCAGGUCAAACAAACUGUUUAACAGAUACUUUCUCUUACUCACGGCAGCUUCUGCAGCCUUCGUAUAUUCCAUUUUAUCAUCUUCCAUAAAGCUACGUAAUGUUUUCAUAACCUUUUUGUGCACUUGAUUAGUUUUAAGGUCAUGGUACCACCUUAUAUAUUGUAAAUAUAAGUGUCGUAGCUUUUUUGCGGCAACAGGAGGUAGAAGGCUACAAGCUCGAGCCUGAGCAUCAUCCUUUGGCAAACCCUGACGUAUUUUUUCUUCCACCUGUUCCUCCCAAAAUGGAUUCAGAUCAUUGAUGUCUUCUUCUCGAAGUUUAUUCCAAGGAUCAAAGUCUUCAUUGCCUGUGUCACUAUUUGUAUUUUCUUCGUCUUUUUCAGUUUUUUUGUUACUAGUUCCUUCGUCUUCGUCAACAGCAUCGUCAUCAUCAUCAUCGUCCUCUUCGUUAUCUUAAUUUACACCAUUUUCUUGCACAAUGUUCCCGUCAUACUCUUCUGUUUUUCGUUCCAAGUCCUCUUCCUCGUUUGAAAAGCUUGUCGUUGCUUCUUCGCCAUCAAAUGUUUUGGGACAACCACUGUCUCAUAUCGAUCUCUGUUGAACUUACGGCUAAAUGUUUUCUGACAGAAUUGACAAAAAUGUGUUAUUAUCACGCCGUCGUAAAUCGAUGAAAGUUAGAUUGGAAUGAGCAAACAAAAACCUUCUUUAAUUUUUAAGGGUGAGUCACUCGGGAAGGAAUGCUGGGACCAAUUUCAGUUAGCGUUAGUCGAAAAUGGUUUCGUUUUUACAAGAUAGACUAUUUUAACCGGUUUAUCAAGAAAUUACAUUAUCAUACAUUUAUCGUUAACCUUAUUUAGACAUAUGGCAUAAGCUUCGUAUGCAAGACGAGCGGAUGGAAACCAUUUACUUUGUUCGAAAAAGAAGGAAGGCAUUAAAGCUUUCAAGAGUAGAUUAAAAAAGGGGAAUAAUUAAGGCAAAAUGGUCCGGAGGAAUAACCUUGGUUUUAGGGCGUACCUCUUAAUUCCUGACAGAAAAUUGAGCCCUUGGGACAAAGUUGUUGAAUGCAGGGCUAUUUAUUCGCACUUCAUUAAAUCUGCAGUAUUUUUCGCACUAUAACGUACCUCGUUUCUAGUUUCUCUGUUUGACAUGUAUCAAAUGUGAUUUGUGAUGUAUUCUUAUUCGACAAUAACAAAUGCUUUCGAUCGAGGCAGACCGUUGAUGACAAAUGCCCCCCCUUGGAAACACUUGAACUGAUUUGACUGGACCAUUAAUGAAUUACAGUAAAAAUAUCCAAAAAAAUAUACAAAGUACUCAAGGUGAAAAAAGGUGAAUUAGGUUUUCCUACAGACAUUCCCUGCGUCAAAGGCGCAAAGAUGAUGGCUGUGUUACCAAAAAAGAAAAAAGAAAAAAAGAAAAAAAUUAAAGAGGAAAAAGACACUAUAGUUAGUCGAAAAAAUCUUUAAUUCAUGGUAAAUUGUAAUUUUAAUCUAAGUUUAAAUCAGUAUUAUACUUAUCGGUAAGUCGGAUUUUUAAGAACACGUCAAUCAAACGCGAUCCUCCCCCUUUUUUAUGCUUUGCGGCACUAUUUAAAAAAUAGCAAAUCCAUUAAACUUUUUAACACUCGUAUUAAGGAGCACCUUUUUCGGGACAGGAAUUCCCACAUUUUCAAGCAUCUCAAGAGUUCUAAGAAUUGUAAAGAUAAAUGUGGAGUCUCUUACUUUGAAAUUAUUGACACUGCUUGUUCUUAUUAUCAACUUAUGGUCAAGGAGAGCUUUCAUAUUGAACAUGUGAAACCUGAACUUAAAGAGCAAAUUGAGCAUGUAAGUUUAGCAUUACAUUUUUAAAUUACUGUUUACCUUUGUAGUUCGUUUACUUUUCUUUCACAUUAUUGGCUGAUUCUACUAAUUUAGCAUUACAUUUUAAAUUUUUUACUUACCGUUAUAGUUCGUUUAGUUUUCUUUCCAUAUUAUUGGCUAGCUUUAAUAUGUGUAACGAAUUUUGAAUUUAUAAGCAAUCAUUGUUUGGAUAGUUAUAUAUAUAUCGAUAUACUUUACUCCAUUAGUAUUAUACCUUGUAUGGCUUAAGAUGAUGUUUGAAACAUCGAAACAUGUUCCUCAAACUUAAAAGUGUCAUGGUGUUCUUAAAAAUUGCAUUAAUUCAAGGUAAAAAAAUUAAAUUAAUAACAGUUUUUCUGGUGAUAAUCGUGUCUAAAAUAACGAGCAUCUCCAACUAUUCUUUCGGCCCUAAAAACAAAAAUGUGCCCAUUGCACGCAAAGAAAACUGGAUUUUUGUUUUGAUAAACUACGGGAUAGAGAGAGUCAGGAUUUUUUAAUGAAAUCAGUCCGGAAACGUGUGAACGAAUUUCGUGCUGCACAUUUAGGAAGGAACAAUUAAAAACAUUACGCAGAAUGUGUCGACAGAUGUUUAAAUGUUAACUUUUCCCAUUAUUUCCCAUUCAUAUUCCUUCCAAUUAACCAAUUUCUCUUAAUGCAUCAGUCCUGCAAACACUCUCAACAUUGUUGUAAACUCUCAAUGUUUGCUAAGUGGAAGAAUAUAUAAGAGACAUCGAGAAUACUUAGUAUCAGAUAAUAUCAAUCUGAUAUCAGUCACCUGAGUUACUUGAGGGACAGCCACGAUGCAUGAACACCAACAGAAGAACUUUGUAUGGAAACGUUUCCCCAGUCAAGGUAAAACCCUGAUGUCGUUUUGAAUAAUUUCCAAUUCUCAUUUUAUUGUACGGUAACUUUAUAUAAAUUAAAAUUAUAAGCCAAACAAUCACUGCCACAAGAGAAGAAAGGCUGUCAGAAAAUCGUAUGGCCGCGAGUUUCGCCUUCACUCAAUUUUUUUUUUUUUUUAACGUAAUAUCUAGUUCGAAACCGUCUGUACAUAGUGCUAUCUACUCGCGCAUUUCUUACAUAUCGAAAAAAAUGUAAGGAAAAAGACUAUUUUGCUCAAAAUUGGCUUGAAUGUCACUAGUUAUAACCUUAAGCAAACUUCGUAUGAAAACUGGACUUUCUAGAUAACCACGAGUGAUCGCCACUCGAGAUACUGUGAUUUUGGAAAUGGGUCAGGUAAAAUGGGUUCGAUAAUAGAGGUUAUGGGUUCAUUAAAAGCGGUAUUCAAAGCACUAGUUUUUAACCACUCAGAAUAGAAUUCCCACGAUCUUCUUUUUUUCCCCAGGUUAGAAUCAUGGCUGCGCAAAACUCCAGCCAGUUUGCCUACGAAGCGUGCCUGAUUGCUGAUCUUCCAAGUGAUGUUCAACACCACAUACUUAACACUGGCAACUACGUUUUCCGUCCUCUAAAUUUUAGUCUGGCUUUUUUGUCAUUUGUUUUUAAUACGCUUGUUAUUAUAGCUGUGGCAAGAACAAGAUCUCUUCGAUAUCCCGCGAUGCUUAUGAUGUGCAGUUUGGCAGUGACUGACGUAAUAUUUUCUCUGUUUUCUAUGUACAGAUACAUAGAAAUAUUCACACACGAACACAUGUGUCAAAAAUCUCAACCGCUCCAGUACGCCUUUAGUAUUUUUUGCAGCUAUGCAACGCUCGGUAACCUAGCAGUUAUCAGUAGAGAUCGCUAUUUGGCAGUCCGAAGUCCGUUGUGGUAUCGUAAUCACGUAAAGAAUCAGCGUGCUUUUAAGGCAGUAUGUGUACCCUGGUUGACCAGUGUGAUAACUGUAUUUGCAAUUCACUUUUCUCCAAGUUUGGGAGGUGUCUAUAGACCUAUUGGAGCUAUUCUGAGUGUAGUUCUUUUUGUUGUUUAUGCAAUUAUCAUAAUAUUCUGCUAUCUUAGCAUGUAUUUUCGAAAAACUGUUGUAGUAGGAAAUCCAAAUGACUCCCUUUUGAAAAGGGAAAAGAGAUUAGCUAACACAGUUGCUUGGAUCCUUUUGAAUUUUGUAUUGACCUAUUUCCCUUCGUUUAUUUUCCCAGCAGUUUUAUUCAUAAAAGGAUUCAAGAAUUUUCUGCCUUUUCGACCUUAUUACCUGAUUUUUUUGCACUUAAAUGGAGUUUUAAAUCCUUUGUUGAACUUCGGUCGUUCUAAAAAGAUAAGCAAAGCUGUAAGAGAUUUGUUUAAAUGCCUUCCGCAAGUACAGCCGGGAUCAUAUGACAAUAAUAAUAACAACAACGGCGCCAGAAAGCCAUAAUAUUUUUCACACAACUGAACAACCACCGAAGUAUCCUCACAAAAGCAGGAACAGCACCGACGCAGCAAUAAUAAUCGGACAGUGAUUUUAUCAGCUUUUACACCCCGUGGGUGGACUCCCAUAUAAUAGUGACGGGAAUUCUCGACGGAAAAUUAGAACUUAACCCCCAAUUUGAACAUAUCACGACUGUAAAUAAAUACGUCAUGUAAACUUACCACUUACAGGCACCUCGGUCAAACUAACAUAACUUCUGUGCGCGCGCACCAGUUGAUGAGCAAUUUACUGUCAACACUUUUAAAAGUACUUUCUGUUAUGUAAAUAGCUCUGUUAAUCAAUAAAAGAACUGGGUAUGAGCCAUUUUUUGCUAUGUAACUAUUAAAAAGGGCAAGUUCAGUGUCUUUAUGAUCUUACGCAUCCGCAACUACCCUAUUUCGACAACGUGCCGUUAACUUUUUGAAGGAGGAAGUUUUCGUGAAUAAUAGACAAUUUUAAAAAAAUGCAAAUUAAAAAAAAACAUGGCCAUCAAUACUCAGUAAGUUUGGCGGCCAUAGACUGAACGGUGGAAAGAGUAGUUGCCAAUGUUAAGUAUCUGCUGUUGAACAUCUCUUGGAAGAUUAGCGCAAUUAGGCACGCUUCGUAGGCAAACUGGCUGGAGUUUUGCGCAACCAUGAUUCUAACCUGGGGAAAAAAAAAGAGCGUAGGAAUUCCAUUCUGAGUGGUUAAAAAUGAGGGCGUUGAAUGCCGCUCCAGUUUAAUGAACCCAUAACCUUUAUUAUCGAACCCUUUUUACCUGACCCAUUUCCAAAAUUCCAGUAAAGAAAGUCCAGUUUUCCGACGAUGUUUCCUUAAGGUUAUAACUAGUAGCAUUCAAGCCAAUUUUGAGCAAAAUCAAAAUUGAGACUUUUUUCUUACAUUUUUUGCGAUAUGAAGGAAAUGCGCGAGUAGCACUAUGUACUGACGGACUCGAUCUAGAUAUUACUUUAAAAAAAUAGAAUUUGAGUGAAGGCGAAAUUCACGGCUAAGAGAUUUUUACACAGCCUUUCUUCUCUCGUGGCAGUGAUUUUUUGGCUUAUAAUAUUUAUUUAUAUAAAUUUACCUUACACUAAAACGAGAAUUUCAAAUUAGUAAUAAGGACAUCAGGGUUUUACCUUGACUGGGGAAAGGUUUCCUUAUAAAGUUCUCCAGUUGGCGUUCAUGCAUCGUGGCUGUCCAUCAAGUAACUGAUAUCAGAUUGAUAUUAUCUGAUACUACGCAUCUCGAUGUCUCUUAUAUAUUCUUCUACAAAGUAAACAUUGAGAGUUAGCAACAAUGUUGAGAAUGUUUUUAAGUAUUGCUGGACUGAUGCUUUAAGAGAAAUUGGCAUGGUUAAUUGGCCGGAAGGCCUGAAUUAGAAUGGAAAAUAAUGAGAAAAGUUAACAUUCAAACACCUGUCGACUGAUUCGGCGUUAUUAUUUAAAAUUAUUCCUUCCUAAAUGUGCAUCCAGCAUGAAAUUUGUUCACACGUAUCUGAACUGCUUUCACGAAAAAGUCCUGGCUCAAUCAAGUCUUCUUUGCGUGCAAUAGGCAUAUUUUUGUUUUUGGGGAUGUAAAAGAGUUGGAGAUGCUCGUUAUUGCGACACAAUUAUCACCAGAAAAACUUUCAUUUACAUUUAUUUUUACCUUGAAUUAAUUGGCUGUCUUCCGCAUUUCAUUCAAGCGUAAUUUCUUUAAAGAAUUUAAUGUAAUUUCUAUUUUUUAAAUAUUGCUGCAAAGCAUAAAUAAAGAAAAGGGGAACGCGUUUGAUUGGCAUCUUCUUAAAAAUCCGACUUACCGAUAAAUAUAAUACCCAUUCAAAUUAAGAUUAAAAUUACAGUUUACCAUGGAUUAAAAAUUAAUUUUUUGGUCUCAAUAUAGUGGCUUUUUCCUUCUUUUUUCGGUGACACGGCCAUUAUCUUUGCGCCUUUGACCCAAGGAAUGUCUGUAGAAAAACCUAAUUCGCCUUUUUUCACCUUGACUACUUUGUAUAUUUUUUGGGAUAUUUUUUCUGUAAUACAUCAAUGGUCCAGUCAAAUCAGUUCAAGUGUUUCCAAGGCGGGGCAUUUGUCAUCAACGGUCUGCCUUGAUCGAAAGCAUUUGUUAUUGUCGAAUAAGAAUGCAUCACAAAUCACAUUCGAUACAGGUCAAACAGAGAAGCUAAAAACGAGGUAAUGCGAAAAAUACUGCAGAUUUAAUGAAGUGCGAAUAUAUAGCCCUGCAUUCAUGAUCAGCAACUUUGUUCUAAGGGCUCGGUUUUCUGUCAGGAAUUAAGAGGUACGCCCUAAAACCAAGGUUAUGCCUUCUGACCAUUCUGCCUUAAUUAUUCCCUUUUUCUAAUCUACUCUUGAAAGCUUUAAUGUUUUCCUUUUUUCUAACAAGUAAAUUGUUUCCAUCCGCUCGCCUUACAUACGUAGCUUAUGCCCUAUGUGUAAAUUAGGUUUCAGAUAACUAGUGUAAGUCCUGAUAAACCGGUUGAACUAGCUUAUGUCGUAUAAAAAAACCGUUUGUGACUAACGCUAGUUGAAAUUGGUCCCAGAAUUCCUUCCAGAGUGACUCAAACUUAUAAAUUAAAAGAGGGAUGUUUGUUUGCUCAAUCCUAUCUAACUUUCAUCAAGUUACCACGGCGUGCGAGUGGUAAUUAAAGAGCUGCAGCUCCUAGCAACACGGAGUAAACAGGGAGCACUUUUGAGCAGCUCAGAGCAGCUCCAAGGAACCCAUACCUCAGAUAUAAGUAACUAGCACCAUUCUUGUUUGUUUGCUUUUUCCCGUUAACCUCCAUGAAGUUUUCAGUGAGUUGUUUGAGCUGUUUUUUUUCUUGUAAGCGAUCAUCGCGUUAUGAACUUGCUUUUUUAUAGUGAAAAAAUACACUGUUUCAGCCACUCGUUAUAAGUUAAGUAUUCAGAAUUGAAUUUCAAAUGAACACAUUUAGUGGCCUCAUUGGCUCGGUUCAACCUUGACGUGCACUUUAAACAGUUUCCUUGGAUCAGAUCUCUGUUUAUAUUUUGAUCUAGUAGGCUUUGUAUGUUAUAACGCUUGCAUUUUUAUAAAUUGCGCCUUUUCCUUUACGUUUUCUUAAAGAGCAGAAGAGCUCUUGGAACUAUAUUAUGUGAUGCAAAAGACGAAGGAGACUAUACCGUUAUCCGUAUAGCCAUAUAUGUAAUUACGAGUGUGUCUACUAUAUUUCUUUCAUUCUCUAUAUUUCUUUCAUUCUAGUAAGUUCUAGUAUUUAUCUAAGAAGCUAAGAAUUACAAUUUUCGACUUGAUUUUUUGGUUAACUGAAAAAAAAACAAGUCAUCAUUUAUAUUUUGUAAUUAGAAUUACAUCUCCUGGUGAUGAAACUCUUAGUGUACUAAUAAUUCUACAUAACUAUUCAUUUUCCACAAAUAUCUGCCAAUAAAACUUUCUUUUUGUGGAAAGUAUUUCUUAAGGCCUGAAAUUGAGCACUGCGAAUUCUCAAGAGAUUUGAAAGGCUCUAACAGAUCUUACAUGUUUUCGAGAUCAUCGAUUUAAGUUUACUGAGUUGAACUGCAUAUGAAAUCAAUCCGCCGUACGGAAAAAGAUGGCGGCAGUACAAUUUUACGGCCAGUUACACAUAGUCAUAUUUGGCGGGGGGGUGGGGGGGGGGGUUUUUUUUUUUUAUAUAAUAUUAUUGCGGGAGACGAGUAUAAAAAACAGAGAAAAUCAAGAAAUGUAGAAAACUUAAUAUAUUUUAUUUUUUUGUAAAUAAUUUUUUUUUUUAUUGAUAAAUGAAAAAAAAAAAAAAACAAACACACGAGAGGAAAAAAAAGGGGGGCGUGUAUAUUGUUUGGGGCGUGAAGAAAGUGUGUGGGGGGGGGGGGGGGGGGGGGGGGGGGGGGGGGGGCGAAGUUCGUCCCUGUAAUAGCAACAUUGCCUAUCCUAGGUUUAUAAAUUUUUUCUGUGCGUUUUUAUGAGCAAUUUUAUGGUUUUCAUGCGCUAAGAACUGUGGGUAAAUGUACCAGUCGCCAUCUUUUUUGGUACGGUGGAUUGCAUAUAUCGGCCCUUUUGGCGGGUACCUUUCAUUUGAUGCCUUAGUGGUCUUUUUAUGUUGACCUUGCAAGCCUUCCUUGUAUAUGUAAAAGCGUUAUUCAAAAUCGACAUUAAACCUCAUCAUUAAAAGAAUCAGACGCCUACGUUAUUGUCUUCACCCCCUCAGGUAAGAACAAUUUGCAACUCGUUAUUAUUUUUAACCUCCUACGACAAAGUCUUAAUUGUUUUUCUUUUAUGUACCUCCAUGCCCUGCAUCUCAUUAUCCCCCAAAGUGGUUUGUCCCACCCCAAAGCAGGUUUACCCGGGAAACUACAGUUCCAAAACCGGUUUGCCCAACCAGAUCUCAGCCCAUCAAUUAAAGUUACCCAAGCAUCCGUCAUACACUACUCCUAAUCGGCGAUUUAGAGCUUGUACAUUAGGAUAAGCAAAGAAUCGCCAUCGACAUUUCCCGAAUUUUUCAAAGUAACAAGCAGUUUAGCAUGUUAUGUUUUUUUCGGACUUUUGAAAAUAUGUUUCAUGUUGUAUCGUAAUGGACCUAAUCUGACGCCUUUCUAUUGCAGCUUAUAUAUAUUUGUUAGUUUAAAGUCGUAAGGAGGUUUCACUGCAUUGUUCAUUCCCUUAUAAAAUCAACCCCAUUAUAAUACACCAAGGGGGGCCAAAGAAAGUGUCCAUAUCAAUGGGGUGUCUGUAUUAGGCGGGUUGGAUUUAGAGAAAAUGUGAAGGCUUUCUUUCCCCAGGAACUAAGCAAACUGUCCGUCAUAAUGAGAUGUCCGUAUCGUAUUGGGCGGGUGUCCCUAAAGCGGGUUUGACUCUAGUUUAAGUGAUUUCUCUAUCACUGCUUUUUUAGUGCCACACCUGGGAUGUCUCGUCUUUGUCAUGGAAAACCGAUGGCGUUAGUACGACCCUCAUUCCAGACAAUGGUAAAGGAGGUGCUUCUGUGGACUGUAAAUCAUCUUCACUGGGAUUCAUGACAGUAUUUGCUGUUAAUUCCUCCAUCAUGCCCGCUACUCAAACCACUCAAUCUGCCUCUUCUGAAAUACCCACACCGGCGGAAGACCAAGCUGUUCAUAUCCAGAUUAAACUUGUUGCUGAAUACGGAGCACACAUCAGUACCGAGUCAAGUAAACAAGCAUUAAUCGUCAUUAUAGUACAGGCUCUUGCUGACAUAAUGGACGUCAACGCAUCUCGUUUAAAAAACGUCGAUGUUCGACCAGGAAGCAUUUUGGUCUCUUUCACGUUGAUACCGGGAGGACCUGGAGAGACUGACGUUACUACAGCCGCUUCAGCGCUAAGGCAGCUGGUCGUGAAUGGAAACUUCUCAGUGACUUUGGCAGACGGACGGACUUUGUUUGCAGAUGCGACUUCCUUCCAGUCCUCCUCGACUCCAUUCACUCCUUCUCAGGCCUCUAUACCAGCCACAGAUCCCGUUCUGUCCGAGACCUCCUCGGAACUCAAAAUGGGCGUGUUACUUGCAAUUGUCUUGGGUUCGCUUGUGGGCCUGGCAAUCUUGGUCACUGGGGUCAUUUUAUUCCUCAACAAACGAAAUAAAAUCUCUAAAGUUGGCGGCUCUGAAAAAGAUCUGCAUAAACCAGUCUUCUCUUUGCAAGCAUCCGGUAAUUAUGCCAGUUUUAAAGAUGUGCCUGUGUUGAUAUUGUACGAAAAUUAUAUUUACUGCUUCAAUUCCAAACUUGCUACUUUAGAAACAAGCGCAGGUCUUUCAACGUAUAAUUAAGUAAAUCAACUUAUUCUUACUGGUAAAAGGUUUUUUCGUAUGGCACUAGUUGAGACAGAUCUUUCCCCCAAAGGUUUCAUCUUAAUUUGCAAGUACUAUACUGUCAUUGGUGAAAAAAAUCUGAGAUCUCGCUGUAAUUUUACGUUUUAUCAAUUUCUAUCUUUCUGUCCUGCAAGUUAGAAUUGCACCGUAAGUCAAAGAUGUAUUCAGUCAUUUUAAUCACAAUACAAUAGGCCAUUUGUAGGAGGGCGUCAUUUUUACCCAGGACUACGACCAUAAUCCUUCAGGGUUUUUUUUUCUUGUGCAAAUUAGGGCUUUUGUUACUUAAACCUCGCUGGGAUUACCAAAUUUAAAGUCUUAGUAACCAAAAAGGCGUCAUCAUGCAAAUGACCUAUUAGUCCCCUUUUACUAGACUAAAAUUUGUUAGAUUUAGCGCUUGUGGUAGGUUUUCACAAUUUUUAUUUUUCAGAUUUCAUUUUGAUUACUAAAAUGAGAGGCGACUGUGCCUUCAUUGUUCGUCCUGAAAACAUAACUUUACGUUCAAAGGGCGGUUUCAAUUACUUUUCUCUUUUCACUAACUUAAAUACUCUGCACAGGAGUCAAAGAAAAAUUAAAUAUUUAUUGACUGUCGUUCUGUUUAAGGUUACGAGAACAAAGAUGUACAAAAAGAAAUACGGAAAGGUAUGUACUAGACCUUUUUUGUAUAAUUUUGAUUCAUGGCGGCAACAUACUGUUCAUUCCAUCAUAUGGUCACUGUGGUAGCCUGCGUCACAGACGAAACUAAACUCUGGUUAAGUCGGUCUACGAAACAGCGAGAAGUCCUUGUUCUGGCCUCCCGGCUGUGUACCAGGAUUUGAGUAUGCGCCAUGACUGGCCAGCUAAAAAAGCCUUUGUAGAUUUGCCAAUCAAGAUGAAAGGAAAUUCAAAACGCACUUCCGGUAAUUCGCUCAGUCCGCUGGGUGCCCAGAACAAGGAUAUCGGCGCUGCUUCGCGGACGUUACUAACCGAGGUUAAAUUACAUCUACGAAGAAGGCUAUCUAGACUUGCUACAAGUCGACCACUUGGCGAGCGGAGCGAAAUCCGACGAAGGACUUUUUUGAAAGUCUAAAGGCUAUCAGAAUGGGUGUUAUCCUUUGUUCUUUGUUUUUUCUUUACUGUUAUUAAUUUUUCUUUAUUUUAUUUUUUAUUUUCAUUUUAUUAUUUUUUAAAUUUUUAUAACAUACAGCUCGCGUCGUUAGAAGGCAUUAGGUGUCCCUGAUACAAACUUGUAUUUAUUGUGGGCAUUAGUGGCUUAUAUGUUACGUUGGCAACAAUACGGGCAAUACACUGGUAAUAAUAAUGGGUUAUACAUAACAGUAUGGACUUAAAGAUUUGCGACGGAGAGGAGUGCUUCGAUAAGAUCAAAAUCACUUCCGGUGACGUCGCCACCUGAGCUGCAGCACGGCUUUCCCUCCGGCCGUAGCUUGUGCAAUAUCUUGUACACGCCCAUUAACAUUGGUAAACCGACGUCUGGUUAGCUCAGUUGGGAGAGUGCCGGUCUGCUGAGCGGGAGGUCGGUUGUUCAAACCCCGCCCGAACCAACACUCAGCGUCUUUAAAUAACUGAGAAGAAAGGGCUGCGUUUGUAAUGACAUCUGCAAGCGGUUAGACUUUCUAGUCUCUCAGAUAAGGACGAAAAAUCGUAGGUCCCGUCGCACAGCGCUUUCACUUAUCUGGUCCUUUUGAGACGUAAAAGAACCCAUACCACUGUUCGAAGAGAGUAGGAGACCCUGGAAAUGUGGCCAACUUUCCUGGGCUGGGUGGGGUGAGAGAUUUUAAUAUAGGGAUAACCUCAUAAUCCUCCUCAGGUGUCUUAAACACCUGUAAAGAGUGUAUAAAUGUAUGAAUGUGAAUUUUAUCAUCGGUUGAGAAAAACCACAAGUGCGUCGAUACAACCGCAUAAGGAGAGUUAACGGUAAGUUGAAUACUCCUAGUCGCCAUGCCAUAGUUAGAGACCGAUGUAAGGGACAGUAUGCCGAUCCAAGUAUUUGCCCUUUAUUUAAUACGUAAUUGCCUCUCAUGCUGAGAUCAUUGUUCUAACGAGUUGUUUAAAAAAAUGUUUCUACAGAGGAACGCAGGGGCAGUGAAUACCCAAUGGUUGAUUGCCGCAGAGAAGGUAGGCUAUAAUUUCUGACUCUAAAUGAUAUUUCCGGUUUAAUAACAGGCAACCUUCUUACGUAAAAGCUGAGGCUAAGCUGACAGAUAAAGCCCCAUGAAAACAGACAUCAUUGGUGGUUGGCCGUCAACUCCCUCUACAUCUCGCAGGGGUCGUACAGAGUCUUGAAUUCUUGAAAACGUAUUGAAAUUUUCCCAGCAAUUUUCCAGACCUGGAAAAAGUCUGGAAAAUAGAGAUAAAGUCUGGAAAAAUGAGUUUAUUUUCAUAGCUACAACAAGUGGUUUAUGAGUGAAAUUUUGUUUCGUUUUGGUCAAAUCUUAUCCAAUCUCGCCCGUACAUUUGCAGUAUAUCGUGAUUAAAAGCUUUGUUCCUGUUAUUUUUCAAUGUUCGACUUGCCUUUUUGCUGUUCUUGCCAUGUUUUUAGCUAUUAUUUCGCCUUGUUCUUACUCUUGAAACUAGUGAAAUGUCCGCGAUUUUUGUUUUCACAACCAAAACAACUCAACCUCGUCCCCAGGUCUUCUCGGUUAACGAUGCAUUAACCAGCAAGGAAGCUGCACUUUUGACGUCAUUGGUUGCAAAACUCUUCCAAAUUUGGUCAUCAGUGCCUGGUUAUGGUGAAUUAUGCGUGUGCUUUUAGCCAAUCAGAAUCGCCUCAGGGAAAAAAUUUGAAUGAAUAAUAAAUGAUAUUAAUCCACCUUAAAUAAACUGCUAAAGAGUUUAAAAAGAUAUCUAGCCCAAACGUACGCUAAAAUAAGAGCCUGAGAAAGCAGCCGACAUUUCGGAAGGUCACUACUGGUUUCCGUGCGAAAGGACGUUCUGAGGAACGACAAUAGACUGAAAUUCCAUACUGAAGACAUGUCACUACCUAGGUAAUGCUUCUGAUGGAUGAAAGCAAAUUCCUCCGCGGCACGACCAAUCAGCUUCAACGUUUCUACUUUUCUCAGACGUCAUCUCGCAGCGAAAUUAAACCGGUGGUGGCCUCCCGAAAUGUCGGCUGUUUUCUACCGAAAUAAAAGAAAUUUUUUAAAUGAAGUAACCUUGCGCUUCUUUUUUUCUGCCUACAUGAAGCUGAUACACCGCUGCCUGGAGCUCCAAUUUAUUCCUAA